GUCUCGAAAUGGUGCGACUGCCCCCGCUCUUCGUUACAAGCCAUUUGCAUGAGAAGUAGACAUCAUUAUCAUGGUAAUGGAGCAGCACUGAACGUCAAGAAAGCAACACUGAUCCCAACCCAAAAGCUACCAAAACAGCAGUAAAACCGAAACAAGAUGAAAGUUCUACUAGUCGUUCUUCUAGCGGCCAUCGUCGCCUCGCAGAAAAUAGCCCCGUUGCUAAAAGUUGCUGAUGCUAUUCCCGGACGUUACAUCGUCAAACUCAAGGAAGGACGAAAGAUUGAUGAUGUGACGAUGAAAUUGACUGGUGCAAAUAUAACCCGCAAGUACAGCAAAGUAUUCAGUGGGUUUGCAGCCGAUCUCAGCGAUUCUUUAGUUGAAUGGCUCCGUGAAUCAGAAGCUGUUGAGUUCAUCGAACAGGACGGUGUGGUUCGGGCUAGUUCAGUAGCAUCAUGGGGUCUCGAUCGCAUUGACCAGCUCGAUCUCCCACUCGAUGACAUCUACCAGUCCGAUAUUGGUGACGGCAGUGGGGUAGAUGUCUACAUCCUCGAUACAGGAAUCAACUUAAACCAUACAGACUGGGAGGGCCGAGCGUCGUAUGGCAAGGAUACAGUCAACGGAGACUUUGACUCUGAGGAUUGCAAUGGACAUGGAUCUCACUGCGCAGGUACUCUUGGAGGAACUCAGUAUGGUGUCGCCAAAGCGGUGAAUCUUAUCGGAGUUCGUGUUCUUAACUGCAAUGGAAUAGCUCCAAUUUCCGUAAUUAUUGAAGGUUGUGAGUGGGUAAUAGGUGAUGUCACAGAGCACACUCAGAGGCCUGUUGUAGCUUCCAUGUCGAUCGGAGCUGAUUUUAGCAGAUCAUUCAAUGAUGCUGUCAUUGCGAUGAUUGAUGCUAAUAUCACAGUCGUUGUAGCGGCGGGAAAUGACAACGACUACGCCUGUUCAUAUUCCCCUGGAGGAAUUCUGCAGGCAAUCACAGUCGGAGCUACAAAUGUCAAUGACGCUAGAGCUUCUUUCUCAAACUAUGGCUACUGUGUGGAUAUAUUUGCACCUGGUGAUGAUAUAACGUCAGCAUGGUAUGGUGCACCCGGUGCCAGUAAUACGAUCAGUGGUACAUCGAUGGCUUGCCCGCAUGUAGCAGGUGCUGCAGCAGCUUUACUUGGUGCCAACCCGAACCUCUUGCCCUCUGAAGUGAAGGAUACGCUUCAACUCAAAGCUGUGGUAGAUAAAGUAUCGGACGCAAAAGAAGGAUCUCCAAACUUACUCCUCUAUGUAGGGAAGGGAUCGGGAGGGGGCUACAUCCACGCAGGUUGCAAUCAGGUACUUAAUUCACUAUCUGGGACGGUCAUUAGCCCGUAUUAUCCCGAUUUUUAUACUGACAACAUGAACUGCGAAUACCUUUUGACGACGACCAAUGAGAAAGAAGUCAUCUCUCUUUCCUUUGAUACAUUUGACAUCGAGAGCCAUGCCGAAUGUUCGUACGAUUCACUCACGACUUACGAUGGAGCGAGCAUAGAGGAUCCAGUGCUUUAUGUUUUAUGCGGCAAUACUCUUCCUGAUGCAUUCAUGAGUACUGGUACUAGUUUGCUCCUUGUUUUCAGAAGUGAUAACUCUGUCCAGAAGAUAUCAAGGGUCAGAUUGACGUCGUGUAUUGACGUGAUUAUGACGUCUUCGAGAGUCAACAACGACGUCUUAAUGACAUCCGUGCAACGUGUUCCUGACCGGUUUUAG
Molecule: messenger RNA, 1731 nt
Organism: Lytechinus pictus (painted urchin)
Lineage: Eukaryota; Metazoa; Echinodermata; Echinoidea; Temnopleuroida; Toxopneustidae
Product: extracellular serine proteinase-like
Exons: 11
Coding region: 157-1731 (524 amino acids)
Biological process (GO): proteolysis
Molecular function (GO): serine-type endopeptidase activity
Source: RefSeq, a predicted model, not a curated record